UUUUCCCACCAGAGCCCGCACGUGCGCGAGCGAGCCCGACACAGAGCCCCCUCACUUGAAUCAAUUCACCCUCCUAUAUCCCCCGAUCUCGAACUCGUUCCGUAUCACCACUUAUCAUCAUGUCCGUCGAGGUUGUGCUCGGCACGCCCCUCGCGGAUGCCCUUAACAUGGCCAUCCAGGGCAAGAUCGCAGAGCUUGGAUGGGCCGGCCCGGGCACCGAAGGCUCUGCCAUGUCUGAGUACUUCCUUCUCAUGCUCGCCAACGGAAAGACGGAAUCCGAGAUUGCCGCCGAAAUCGCCGGCGACCUGCUCUCGCUUGGCCCCGACGACCAAACAGCCCCGGCAUUCGCAAAUUGGCUCUUCCAACAAAUUGGUGCUCUGAGCGCACAAUUAGGCCCCGACCCAGCGCAGACUGCUGACGUUCCGGAUGGGGCGAACGAUGACCCUAUGGACGGCUCUUUUGACGCCAUGGAUGCACCAGAUGCACCUGCUGCCGCGCUCAAUGCACCUACUGGCCCUAAGGCUAUGCGGAACGGGACCGGAAACAUGCGCGGUGGGCGAGAGAAGCGCAUCAUGGGCCAGAUCAACCGUGCCCUGGAUCGGACACAAGACUCGGUCCUUCACCGUGUCCGUAACCAAUCCGGCAACGAGAGGAUCGGGAGGGGCCCCCCAGCUGGGCCAAGGAUGGGCGCGGGAAGGCAACCGCGGACGAACAACACACGCGCCACCAACAUCGCCGCCGGACUAGCGGCGAACAUGGGCGGCAUGCCCCCCGGCGCUCCGAUGAACGGGAUGGGCGGAAUGGGCGGAAUGGGCGGAAUGAAUCCAAUGAACGCCGCCGGCUACGGACAAGCGGAUAUUUUCGCCAUGAUGGAGCAACAGAACCACAUGCUCCAGCAGAUGCAGCAGCAGCUCUUGGUCCAGCAGCAGAACGGCGGCGGCCGCGGCGGGUAUACCCGUGGUAAGCAGCAGUUUGACCGUGGCGGCAGGGGAAAUCAAUUCCGGCGAGGCGGAGGGCACCAUCAACACAACGGUCACGCGGAGCAGCAACAACACCAACCACAGGGUGCCGAAGGAAGCCAAGCAGAUUCUGCCUCGCAAGGCGACGUCGACAUGACGGGAGCUAAGCGCGAGGCGCCGAAUCCCGACGAGACGGUCUGCCGGUUCAACUUGCGGUGUCAGAACAAGGACUGCAAGUUUGCCCACCAGUCCCCGGCGGCGCCGCCUGGCACCACUGUCGACCUUAAGGAUGUCUGCACCUUCGGCGCGGCUUGCAAGAACCGCAAGUGUGUCGGGCGCCACCCAUCACCGGCGAGCAAGAUGGCGCACCAGAGCGAACAGGACUGCAAGUUCUUCCCCAACUGCGCGAACCCGCACUGCACGUUCCGGCAUCCUACCAUGCCGGCCUGCCGGAACGGUGGCGAGUGCAAGGUGGCCAACUGCAAGUUCACGCACGUCAAGACCCCCUGCAAGUACCGCCCAUGCACCAACCGAAGCUGCCCGUUCAUGCACGAGGAGGGCCAGCGAGGCACCUUCCAGGACAAGGUGUGGACGGCCGAGGACGGACAGGAGCAUGUCAGCGAGCGAAAGUUUGCCAGCGACGGCCCGGAAGAUCUCGUUCUCCCCGGAUCGGAGGAGCACAUGGAUCAUAUUCCGGAUGCCGAACCCGCUGAGGUGGUCAUCUAGUUGUAGCGGGGGGUUACGUGUCAGAUGA
Chaetomium fimeti is the source of this 1713-nucleotide messenger RNA. RefSeq lists its product as uncharacterized. The record is from RefSeq and is a predicted model, not a curated record. Gene Ontology annotation, cellular component: cytoplasm; nucleus. The transcript is spliced from 2 exons. Gene Ontology annotation, molecular function: poly(A) binding. Lineage: Eukaryota; Fungi; Ascomycota; Sordariomycetes; Sordariales; Chaetomiaceae. Bases 120 to 1685 code for a protein of 521 amino acids. Gene Ontology annotation, biological process: regulation of mRNA stability.